This is a messenger RNA of Haliotis rubra (blacklip abalone), 3738 nucleotides long. Its product is annotated as E3 ubiquitin-protein ligase RNFT1-like. Lineage: Eukaryota; Metazoa; Mollusca; Gastropoda; Lepetellida; Haliotidae. The record is from RefSeq and is a predicted model, not a curated record. The coding region runs from base 22 to 1464 and encodes 480 amino acids. Gene Ontology annotation, molecular function: ubiquitin protein ligase activity; metal ion binding. The transcript is spliced from 8 exons. Gene Ontology annotation, biological process: positive regulation of ERAD pathway.
UCCAAUCAGAAUGGCUGUAUCAUGACCAUAGAUUCGCCGACAGGUGUCAGAAUUUUCAACGGGAAGUUACAACAUAUUGAAAACAUACGACGGAACAAAACUGAUAACCAGUAUCUUCAUGAAUCGACAAUGAAUGAAGAUAGAUCACGGCAGAAUCCAAACAUGGACGACAGUAGGAGAGAUUCAGAUCAAAACUUUUCACUUCGUCUUGGGAAUCUUCAAAUGCCACUUCAGAUUCAGAAUCGUUUGCCUCUUGGGAGAAACAUGACAAAUAUGGCUCAGGGCUUCCUGCCCCAUUUCCAACAAUCAUCACGUACUACAGGUGCACCUGCACUGUCAGCAUCAGUGAUAUCAGAGCCAUCAGCUGUCAUUGACAUGUCGUCACUGGGAACUAUAAACUCCCAAGCAACUAUUCACCCUCAACAGCUGUAUGGGGACAGCCAUAAUCAUGGACAUGGUCAUGGACACGGGCACAGUCAUGGACAUGGACAUGCCCACAUGGCACCAAUGCAAGAUGAGAACCAAAACCAUAAUAUUAUGGCAGACAAUCAGAAUCCAUUGAAUGAGCUUCAGCAGAAUGACUGGAGACCGUUUCUUCUCUGGUUCCAGAAGUGUGGGAUUUUCUUUGUGCUUCUCUUCAUGAAACUGAUGUAUGACCAUAGAUUAGGAUUACUGGUUUUCUUUGCCUUGGGUGGAACAUUUUAUUAUGCGAACAUGAAGCUUGUACAGUUCAUACAUCAGACUGCUGUGAGGGAGAGUCGAGCUCUGUGGGGAGUCUUCCAACCUCUGUGGCUAAUAUCCUUCCUCACAGUAAACAUAGCCAUACUCUACUAUGCAUUCUCAGAACAAAAUAUAUGGAAGCUAUUGUUGUUCAAGAUGCCUAAUGUAAACGAGGUCGACAUUUGGACGCUGCUGUGGAUAGUCCUACUGACUGACUACAUUAUCAAGUUCUCCACGGUCAUACUGAAGUCAUUUAUUGCCAUGGUGCCUCUGCAGUGUCUGCCCCACAAGAGGAGGGGCAAAUAUUUUAUGUUUGUGGAGCAUGUGUCUCAAUGUUACCGUCACCUAAUACCCAUAAUUCCUUGGAUACACUUCCUGUCUGAUGAUCAGCAGUCAGCUCGCUGGUUCUCCAUCUUGUGUGUAAUAGUAUAUGGUGUCUUCAAACUAAGCAUUCUAUGGGGAUUGUGGCGGGAACUCAUCAAGGCAUUCAACAGACUCCGUGUUCAAGCAAAUUUUGGUGUGAAACCGACUCCAAGUGAGUUGAAGAAUCGAGGAGAACAUUGUCCAAUAUGCCAAGAUGAUUAUAAGGAACCAGUCAUGCUUACAUGUAAACAUGUGUUCUGUGAAGAUUGUGUGUCACUGUGGUUUGACCGUGAAAGAACUUGUCCCAUGUGCCGGGCUCAGAUUACAGACAAUCCCCAUUUCCAGGACGGGAGUACAAGUUUCCAUCUACAGUGGUAUUAAUACCUCCUUGUGGUAUCCGUACCAAUGAUGCUCAGUCUUCGUCUUAGUCCGGACGUAUUGAAACUCACUGAAGUCUUCAGAAACUUUCUGAUGUUGCUGUUCCCAAGAACUAUGAUCAGCUGCUUUUAACCUGAGUGAAUGUUGUUUUAUGACAACGUCAGCAAUGUUCCAGCCAUAUACUGGAACCUGUAAAUAAUCAAGACUGGACAAGGUAGCUACCUCCUUGAUUAUCUGUGUAUUAUGUAUUCAUUCUGUUGUGAUAAAUACCUCAGACUUUCCCCAUAGCUUACAUUUGGGAAGUGACGCCUCUUUCCUAUCCCAGGUUUACUCCAAAAUGUCUUUUAGAAUGAGAGUAUGGGAAUUUAUGAAGACCUGCUCAAAGGCCAGUACAUGUAUCUGACUGCAAGACAUGUCUGUAGACUUUCCCAAACUGGAAUUACAAAUUCGUGUAGUUCAUUCAAUUUAUGCAGUAUCAGGUAAUAUUAUACAUUGUAGAUGUGACAUGUAUUUACUCGGACCGGUUUCAGCUUAAUAAAAUUGCAUGUUACAGGCACUUAGUUUGGAGUCCUGGAUAAAUUCUUGGAGUAAUUAAUUUGGAUAGCUAUAAUUAUUACAGUAUUUAAAAUCAGGUUCAAACUGAAGCUGUGUUGGCUUAUCAGUCCAGUGUAUUUGUCAUACAAGAAUGGAUAUAUAACUCCCCAGAAAAAUUAGGGUUGUAUAACCAGUGGUUGAUAGUAUGAGUGACAAUCGCUGGAGUCAAGGCAUGAUGUCACUGGCGACCAGGUGUCAUAAUAUGGCCACUGUAUCCUUGGAUUAGUUGGCACUUCCUUUAAGUAUGGGAUACUGUGUUGGUUUUGUACCUUGGGAACCCCACAGGUAAUGACAGUUUGUUGUAUAGUAUUCCUGGUAACCAUGGUAACAGUUUUUGUUUGCUCUCAGCUGGACUGGUGUUCUGAUGACUAUUUAUUGAUCAGUAUUUGAUGCCAUGCACAUAUAGUUUGACAUCUGACAGUUUCCUUUUGAACAUUGUAUUUAAGUCUUGAAUUUUGUUAUCCCCUUGUGGUAAAUACAUGAAUAAAAGCUCUGGCUCCAGACUUGUCCAGAUAUUAUCUUAGUCUACCGGAAUAUAUCUUUAAAGCUUUGGAAAUUUGUUUUCAAAAUACUAGUACUCUAAGUGUGAAUCAAACAAAAAGUGUCACUAUGUUAACAUUUUCUAUCAGUUGAAUUCAUUUCCAUUUUGUAGCAAAAUUCUUUGUGAACUGGAUUCAAUCUGUAGCCCACAAAUGAUACCUUUUACUGAGGUCUACCAUCACUGGAAGUCUACUAUACUAGACCACAGCAAAAUUUAGCAAUCAUGAGCUAGAGUACUAGAAUUUUGAAGGCUGAAAUGUAAUUUGCUUCAUGUCUCAAAAUGUAUGUUUGCACUGUAUAUAGAGACAUUACCUGUCAUGAACAUAUUGCCGUCAUCAGUUGAAGAAUCCUGUAUAAAGGUACGCUGCGUUUGUAUAUGGUGUAACCAAUCAGGUAUCAUGUUACUACUGUGUUACAUCAUGAUUUAAGGCUGCUGUUGAUAGACCCCAGGGUUUUGCAUGAUUCUAAAUAUUGCACUUAAUACAUGUAUAAAAUCAGAACAGAUGUCGAUAAUAUUCACUGCCAGUCCCAUUACCAACAUUCAUGAUUUGUGAAUAAUGUAAAUCUAAGAAGUCUAAGGUAAAUCCCUGGAUCUGAAAUUAAGAAAAUAUUUUGGUAAAUGUGGAGACAUUGGUUUGAUAAAAGCUGGGUUUGCAUUAGUUGACUAGGUAUUAUGUAGGUAUUUUCUGAGGUCCAAUUGUGCUUGCUCAAAUCAGCUGUUACAGUAUCUAUUACAGAAAUUGAGUCAAUAUGAAUUGCAUAAUUUAACAGUGUGUGUUUUAAUUACUUGUAUUUCAUCAACAGAAAGUUGGGGAAUGUUUAAAAUGAAGUGUGUUGGAUAGUAUCACAUUUAAUUUAUAUCUAUAUUUGCACACACGGACACCUGUCCAUGUAAAUCCCUUUUGUCAUCAUCUGUGAAAUAUACUAAGUGUUAAUAACCUUCACGAAAACAAGAAAUGGAGAAUUGUAGAUGUACAGCAUUGAUAUUAUUCUUCACAUUCUCCUUUAAAUUUGACUGGGACUAAUAAAAUAAUUACUUUUUCAAUAUUUCACAAUAUGUAUUUUUACAAUGUUUAACACAGAUGGCUUAAGACGGAUUUCAAUGUUUCUUGAAUAGUAUCAAUCUGGAUCAUAUCAAAAUAU